AUCAUUAUCCUCGUCGCAUCGUAUUAAAGCCUUCCGCGCUGCAGCCCGGAAAGCGUUCUCCGGUCCGCCUUCGAUACGCCGCCCUUCCCGGCGUUCUGCUCCUCGUCUCCUCCCGCCUCGCGAUGGUGAUUGCUGGCGACUCGUGGCCAUUGCCAAAGCCCGCUGCCGCUGCGUCAACGGUAAGCGGAAAGUCACCGCCGGCGUCUGCCUCGGGGAGUGCAGCAAUGAAGCCGCCAGUCCCCCCUGCCCCGAAGCUUGUUCCCUCUGUCGCUGGUGUCUCUGCGAGUCCGACUCCGGCCCUUGCGUCGAGCAACUCUACGGCAUCCCCACUACUUGCUCCACCUGCCCCUGUUGCCGAGCCGGGUCUUCCUGCUCCUGUCGUGAAUCCUGCGAGCCCCGUACCUGGUCCGCCGGCUGUCCCUGAGGCGACUGGUGUUGAUCCACCUGUUCCCGUCCCUGCCGCACCUGAUGCACCGCCUGCUGCUGUCCCUGCCGUAUCGGCGCCUGCCGCUGCUUUAUCACCGCAGGCGGUGUCCGCCACCACUGGCGUCCCGGCUCCCUUGGUCGUGCCCCUGGCGCCUGGUGUGAUGCCGACGGCCCCGGCGGGUCAACCAUCGCGCACCCCCUCGCCUGACCGCCGCCUGUCUCGCCCCCAUUCACCUGCGCUCCACAAGGAGCGUGAGUCGUCACGGUGCCGGCGUGAUUCUUCUCGGCGCUACCACCAGCAGUCUCAGUGGCCUGCUCACCAUGGUGGCCAUGGGGGCUGGAGGGGUCCCCGCAAGCGUGGUGGUGGCGGGGCAUACCGCCCGCCUGUGACCAUGGCGGAUCUUCAGCGGGAGGUGUCGAGGGCAGUGCGCGAGGAGAGGGCGGCGCAGAGCCAGAGUAGUUCGCUGCGGGCCGCGCCGGCGAAUGUGGCUCCUCGUCCUGCUGUCCCUACCGUGGACCUUCCGCCUGCAUCUGCACGUCCUUCACCUGUCCUUGCCCUGUCUGCUCCUGCUCCUGCUGCCUCGGCUGCUGAUUCUGGGUCUCGUCUUCGCCUGCCGCCCGUUCCGCCGGUGGCGGGUGUCGAGUUCGUUCCUGCUGGUGGAGGGGCGGCAGGGGCGCAGUACACUCCUUUUCCUGCUGCCGAUGAGCCGCUUCAAUUCUUGGCGGUGGCACUUCAACCCCCGCAGACCCGUGUUCCUGAGGCGACGCUCAGCCAGCUGCACCGUCUUGCGGAGAGCCUUCACGCGCUGCUGCUGAUUCAGGUGCUGGCUCACUCGUCCCUCCCUGCGAUUCCUGCUGACUCGUUUCAUGACCGGCCGCGCGAGACUUGCCUGGACGCGGCGGACCAGCUCACGCAGCUGCUGGCGUCCGCGUUGGCUGCACCCGCAGAGGGUGGUGCUGCGGCUGUGGGACAGCUUGACGAGGCUGUCCGGGGUUUGAGGCGACACUUGCGCGCAGGAUCUGGAGCCGCGGCGAUCGGCGCAAGUACGCUGGUGGUCCGUGAGCUGUGGCGGACGUUGACGAGCAUUCUCCAUGCCCUCGGAGCUCACCGGAUGUAG
Messenger RNA from Closterium sp. Naga37s-1, 1544 nucleotides. The record is from the annotation of a GenBank genome assembly. NCBI's taxonomy places the organism in Eukaryota, Viridiplantae, Streptophyta, Zygnematophyceae, Desmidiales, Closteriaceae.